Molecule: messenger RNA, 1050 nt
Organism: Benincasa hispida (wax gourd)
Lineage: Eukaryota; Viridiplantae; Streptophyta; Magnoliopsida; Cucurbitales; Cucurbitaceae
Product: Acyl-CoA N-acyltransferases (NAT) superfamily protein
Cellular component (GO): chloroplast
Molecular function (GO): acyltransferase activity, transferring groups other than amino-acyl groups
Source: RefSeq, a predicted model, not a curated record
CCCAACAAAAUGCUAAAGUAGGCAGCAUUAUCCUAAAGGAAAAACAAAUGAUGACACUCCUCUCAUCUCCUCCUCUUUGCACUUCACAGCCUCCUUCUUCUUCAUCAUCAUCUUCCGCCAUUUCUAGGCUUUCAUUCUUCUCUUCAAACUCUUUCACUUGCCUUAGAACUCAAUCCUCCGUUCCUUCAACCUCCUCUUGCUUUCUCAAUCGUCAACCCAUUAGAAUCUCAAAUGUUUUCACCAACCAACAACAAACCAUCACACUUCACAAAUCUAAGUUUAGGGUUUCUGAAGGUACUGCCGAGGAUGAGUUAUGGGCUGCUGCUUCUCUCCGCAUUCGCACUUUCAAUCACUUCCCCCCCGAUUCCUUUGGCAUCGAUGAUCAUAAGAAGUACUUGGCUGAGCAUGAAUUUGAAGCAAUGAAAGAACGUACUGCUGGAAAAAGGGUUGGGUUUAAAAGAGUAUCUUGCAUAAAUGCUACUCUUCCAUUAUCAGAAAUAUCAACCUUAGCUGAAGAUUUAUGUUCAACAUGUAAGUUUUCUGAUGGUGGAGAAGACAGAGUUGUAGUUGGGUCACUUGACCUUAAUCAAUGUGUAAGGCUUCCAGACGAAAUAACAGGAAUGAAACCUGAGGGAAUUGGGGCUGAUUUCGCAAGGGCAUACCUGAGUAAUGUAUGUGUUGCCAAGGAACUGCAAAGGAAUGGGUUGGGUUAUGCACUUGUCGCCAAGGCAAAAACAAUUGCACAAGAUUGGGGGAUAAGCGAUCUGUACGUUCAUGUAGCUUUCGACAAUGAAGCUGGAAAGAAGCUUUAUAUGAAGAGUGGUUUUGUUUAUGAAAGCGAUGAACCAAGUUGGCAAGCCAGGUUCCUUGAUCGUCCUCGUAGGAUUCUCUUCUGGACUCCUCUCUCUCAAUUUCUUCUUUGAUAUUUCUACUUACACUUUUCUUUUCUUUUUUUAAGUUUCUAAUUUACUAAAAUUAUAUUCAUUGUAAAAUUUUAUGAAUAUGGAGCCCAUGCCCAUUUUCGUAAUUUAAUAUUAAGUUUAAUUACAA